AUGGCCGGCAGCGGAUCCAAGUCGAAAUCGAGCAAGAGUGAGGGCUCGUCGUCGUCAUCGUCACGCAGCGCGACGAAGCGGCUGAUCAAGGAGCUGGGUGUGUGGGAGAAGGAGCGCGCGGCCGAGGCCGGCAUCGAGCGGCUGGGACCCGUCAACGAGGGAGAGCUGCUCGAGUGGGAGGCCGUGGUCAACGGGCGGGGGAUCGGGGGCGGCUAUGAUGACGGCCGCUGGCUCCUACACAUCUCGAUACCGACAGAGUACCCCAACAAGCCGCCCAAGAUCUCCUUUGUGACGCCCGUCGUCCACGCAAACAUUGCCCUCGCCACCGGCGAGAUAUGCCUGGACCUGCUCAAGGACGCCUGGACCCCGGCCUACGGCAUCCUCGAGAGCGUCCGCGCCGUCCGCAUGCUCCUCGGCUGCCCGGAGACCGAUUCCCCGCUGAACGUCGACGUCGCGGCCCUGAUCCGCGCGGGCGACGCCGUCGGCGCGCGGAGGCUCGUCGAGUUCUGGGUCAAUGAUGAUGGGGGUCGGUAUCAGGGACGAUGA
Messenger RNA from Microdochium trichocladiopsis, 546 nucleotides. RefSeq names its product ubiquitin-conjugating enzyme. Bases 1 to 546 code for a protein of 181 amino acids. Lineage: Eukaryota; Fungi; Ascomycota; Sordariomycetes; Xylariales; Microdochiaceae. The record is from RefSeq and is a predicted model, not a curated record. The transcript has 2 exons.